Messenger RNA from Leptonychotes weddellii (Weddell seal), 1751 nucleotides. It is a transcript of the gene RABEP2, whose product is annotated as rabaptin, RAB GTPase binding effector protein 2. Gene Ontology annotation, biological process: endocytosis. Gene Ontology annotation, molecular function: growth factor activity; GTPase activator activity. NCBI's taxonomy places the organism in Eukaryota, Metazoa, Chordata, Mammalia, Carnivora, Phocidae. The record is from RefSeq and is a predicted model, not a curated record. Gene Ontology annotation, cellular component: intracellular membrane-bounded organelle.
CUGGUUGAAUAUCAAGGUGGGGGUGGGGACGCAGAAGUUUCUGACUUCUCCACCGGACUACGCGGGACUCCUGCGCCCAGAAAAGUGAAGCCGACCCAGCCGUGCCCCGAGGGACGCUCCACCAGGGCGGAGGUGCAGGCAGACACGGCCACAAUUCGCUGUAAUGUGAGCCAGGCCCCGGCGGGAGGGGGCCAGGGGACCACGGAGGAGACCGCGAGAGCUUCGCCCCCUUUAGGCUGAGGCCGACAGGCGUCCCGGAGGAGGUGUAACUUGAGCAGACCUUCCAAGGUCACGCGGAAACGCCAGAAGGCCUUUGAUGAAAGAACUUCUUCAGGGUUUGAAGGACAGGCGUCCUUCUCGAACAGCGCUGCCCAGGAAAGAAGGCGGGGAGGGGCGGGGCGUGGGCCCGCGGCCGGGCUCGGACUCGGACUCGGACUCGGAAAUCUUCGGCCCGGGCUCGGCAAUCAGUCCCCAACUCCGGCCGGGGCCUCGAGCCCGGGGCCGGUCCGGAAACAGCCGAGCGGAUCCGGAAACAGCCGAGGGGACCCGGAAGAGGUGAGCGCCGUCACCAGGGAGUGCUGGAACCCGCCGUUUGCGCGGAGGCGAUGGCGGCAGCUGCGCCGGCGGCCGCGGGCGAGGAUGGCCGGCGACGGCGGCCAGGGGCCGCCCUGGACCCCCAGCCCCAGGAAGGGGCGAAGGGUGAGGCCGAGUCAGAGGAGCUCGGCCAGCUGCGGGCUGAGCUGGCAGGCGCCCUGGCAGAAAUGGAGACCAUGAAGGCCGUGGCGGAGGUGAGCGAGAGCACGAAGGCCGAGGCCGUGGCUGCAGUGCAGCGGCAGUGCCAAGAGGAGGUGGCUUCACUGCAGGCCAUCCUGAAAGACUCCAUCAGCAGCUACGAGGCCCAGAUCACUUCCCUGAAGCAGGAGCGGCUGCAGCAGCAGCGGGACUUCGAGGAGAAGGAGCGGGAGCUGGGGCGCCUAAAGCAGCUGCUGUCCCGGGCUCACCCCCUGGACUCCUUGGAGAAGCAGAUGGAAAAGGUUGGGGUUUGGAAAGAUGUUGAGGCAGCCAGGGUGGCCGUGGGGCAGAGGGAGUGUUGGCGUCCCAUUCCCAGAUCACUGGGAGCAGGGCACCCGACGAUAAUGCUAGGUGUGGCUCGUACUAGCUCUGUACGCAGCCGGGUCCCAGCUCUGUCACUUACUGGCAGGAUGGCUGGGUUUGUUUGCCUCCAAAACGAAGGAGAUGAUGCGGGGGGGAGGGAGGACAGCACUCAUGCACUAGGCACGGAGAACACGGCUUGACGGAUUCUGGCUCUCCAGUCUUUCCCCAUCAGACCCAUUUCACAGAUGAGUAAGGUGAAGUUCCGAGAAGUUCAGGAAAUCUCCCCAGGUUAUUGCACAGAAAAAAGCAGAGUAGGGAUUAAAACAUCUAGGUAGCCUGGUUCUGAAAUUCUUGUUCCUAAUGUCUGUGUCUUAUCGCCCCCUUUAUUAUUGGUGUCCCCGACAGUGGUAGGGAGCUGAUUUGCCAAACUCCAUCUUUCGAAGCAAGUUCACGUCAUUACCUCAUUUGAUCCUCACAGCAGCCUUGUGAGGUAGGGUAGGUGCUUCCCGCAUUGCACGCAGGAGGAAACUGAGGCUCGGGAAGACGGCCUGGGUAGAAAGACAAAGAUCAAAAUAGGAGCCCAAGAAAGGAGGCUUGCAACCCACAGCUUCCCAGCAGAGGCUGAUGCUUGCAUUCCCAGCGAUCCUAGGGAGCAG